Guillardia theta CCMP2712 is the source of this 513-nucleotide messenger RNA. RefSeq lists its product as hypothetical. Bases 1 to 513 code for a protein of 170 amino acids. The record is from RefSeq and is a predicted model, not a curated record. Lineage: Eukaryota; Cryptophyceae; Pyrenomonadales; Geminigeraceae. The transcript is spliced from 8 exons.
AUGGCCAGAGACUAUGGCGCGAUGGGCGAGCAUGAUGAGGUGGCAGAGGAGAUGGAGGCAGUGACGGACGACGAAGCGGUGAAGAAGAAGAGGUCCAGGAAGAACAAGAACGGGUUGAAACCAGGACAGGCUCUUUCGUUCACGGGGCUGGAGCCAAGAAAAUGGGAUGGUGUGGACAUGUUGGACAUGAAACAGCUUCUCCCUCGUUUCUUAGCCGGCUGUCUGUGCAUGACUCUUACUAUCGGGCUCGUGACUUUCUUCUCCUAUCAAGUCCUUGAGGGGCCCUUAGGCAAGGCACUUGACGCCAGUCAGAAUCUCAAGCAUUCUUCAGCACAUGCGCAAACUCAUCAGAUGGCGUUGAACCAUCUGAACAAAAAGAUUUCCAACGCGCACUCAAUCCACAGGCAGAAAGAACACGAUCAUGGGGACUUGAAGAACAAGCAAGCGCAUCGCAGGGGCCGUCAUAUGCUGAGUUACGAUGCUGCUGUUGUGCAGAGACAGGAGCAGAAGUGA